Papilio polytes (common Mormon) is the source of this 1129-nucleotide messenger RNA. RefSeq names its product thioredoxin-related transmembrane protein 2 homolog. The record is from RefSeq and is a predicted model, not a curated record. Gene Ontology annotation, molecular function: oxidoreductase activity, acting on a sulfur group of donors, disulfide as acceptor. Bases 73 to 888 code for a protein of 271 amino acids. Gene Ontology annotation, cellular component: cytoplasm. Lineage: Eukaryota; Metazoa; Arthropoda; Insecta; Lepidoptera; Papilionidae. The transcript is spliced from 4 exons.
UACAAAAUUGUUCUUAUCAAUUUAUUUAAGUCUUGCCCUCGGUCUUUUUUAAAUAAAAUAUUAAUUAAAAUCAUGUCUUUUCGUAGUGAUUUGAGGCAAUUAUUAAAGCCCUAUUACUGGAUUAAUAUAUUACUCAGUAUAUCAUACGUCACGUGCAAGAGAACCGGGUUUAUUUGCAACUUUUUAUUCCCUGAUGUGGACUGUGAAUUGGACAGCCGAGAAACGGAAAUCCUAUUUUUCUUAAUUAUUGUCGUUAUGCUGAGGACUCGUAAGGCGGGGAGCGUCACCAUGGUCAAUUAUUUAUCCGCUUCUUUCGUUUACACUAAGAUUGCGAACCUAAUUCUUUGGUUUUACGCUGAUGUACGGUAUGGCUUACCAUAUGGCGCAAUCCUUAUCUUAGGAUCACUUCUCAUCCCAGAGCCUACAUACUCAGGUCCCGAGCAUGUCACAUACUUCCGUGGACUCCAGACAUUGGAGGAUGAGCUGAAGCGUCACAAGACUACAAACUGGGUGAUCUGCCUGUACGCAGCUUGGCAUCCGGCCUGCGUGAACUUUGCUCCCGUGUUUGCGGAACUCUCUGCUAGCUAUGGACUCGAUAAUUUGAAGUUUGGCAAAAUUGAUGUUGGAAGGUAUCCCGAAGCAGCAACUAAAUAUAGAGUGCAAGAUGGGCCUACCAGCCGACAGCUGCCCACUGUGCUGGUGCUCAAUGAGGGUCAAGAGAAGAUUAGGAGGCCCCAAGCCGAUCACACGGGAAAACUACAGAAGUUCCUAUUCUCCAAAGAUAAUAUGAAAGCAGCCUUUGAUCUGGACGGACUCUAUGAGGAAUGCAAGACAAAGUUAGCUGCUGUCAAAGCGAAGAAGACCGAAAAGACGGAGAAGACCGAGUAGACCAAAAAGUUUAGUUUUUAAUGUUUAGCACAAUAUACAAGUUCUUAGAUGACUAUGCUGUAAAAGCAGUAGAUAUUAAGUUUAUGAGCCAUAAUAUUGUUUUUUUGCGAUGUUUUAGUAAGUAAUUUUUUAAGCAUUAAUAAAAGAUCUGACUUUUUGUUAAGUAUUUAUAUAGAAAUUGUAUUUAUUUGAUAUUUUCGUGAUUCCACUUUAAGCUUUUAAAUGUGUACUAACUAUUUUC